AUGCUGGCGCCCAGGUCGUACACACGCGAGGACGUCAUCGAGCUCCAAGUUCACGGUGGCCCCGUCUGCUGCCGCCGCGUGCUGCGCGCCGCGAUCGAGGCAGGCGCGCGGCCGGCACGGCCCGGAGAAUUCACGCUGCGGGCCUUCCUGAAUGGCCGCCUGGACCUGAGCCAGGCGGAGUCUGUGAUGCAGCUGGUGGAGGCGCGGACGGCGGCGGCGGCGGACAGCGCGCUCGCCGGGCUCAGGGGCGGCGUGGGGCAGGAGGUCCGGCAAAUCAGGGAGGGCGUCCUGGACGUGCUGGUGGAGGUUGAGGCCCGCAUCGAUUUCGAGGAGGACCUGGGGCCGCUGGACACAGACGCAGUGAAGCGCGACGUGGCGGCGCUGCAGCGGGACAUCGAGGCGGCGCUGCGCACGGCGCGGCAGGGCGCGCUGCUGCGCAACGGCCUGCAGGCGCGCGGCCGGCGCGCGUGGGAGGAGGGGAGGCGCGGUGUGGCGAUCGUUGGGCGGCCUAAUGUGGGGAAAUCUUCGCUGCUCAACGCGUGGACGCGGACGGACCGGGCCAUUGUCACAGACAUCGCCGGCACCACGCGGGAUGUGUUGGAAGCGGACCUGGUGGUGGGCGGCGUCCCCCUCACGCUGCUCGACACAGCCGGCAUCCGGGACUCGACCGAUGAGGUGGAGGCCAUCGGGGUUGGCAGGAGCCAGGCCGCGGCCUCGAACGCUGACAUUGUGCUGAUGGUGGUGGAUGCAUCGGCGGGCUGGACUGAGGCCGAUCAGGUCAUCUACUCAGACCUCUGGGGCAAGGGGCCGGGCACGAGGUCGUGCCGCGUUAAGGGCAUGUCGCUGCUGGUGGCCAACAAGGCCGACCUGGCAGGCAACCAGGAGGUGCCCCUGCCCCUGCCGGUGAAAGAGGCGUUUCGCUCUGUGGUGCGGACCUGCGCGGUCAGCAGGGACGGGCUGGGGAGCCUAGAAGAGGCAAUCCUGCAGCUGGCAGGGGCCCCGCAGCUGGCGUCUGGCGGCGUGUCAUGGGCCGUCAACGAGCGCCAGGCCGAGGCGCUGGUCAGGGCGCAUGAGGCGCUUAUGGGGGUGUCCCAGUCCGUCCAAGAGGGUUUGCCUUACGACUGCUGGACCAUUGACCUGCGCGCAGCGGCCAUAGCCCUGGGGGAGGUCAGCGGCGAUGAGGUGGCAGAAGAAGUGCUGGACAGCGUUUUCAGCAGGUUUUGCCUUGGGAAGUGA
This is a messenger RNA of Monoraphidium neglectum, 1236 nucleotides long. RefSeq names its product tRNA modification GTPase mnmE. The record is from RefSeq and is a predicted model, not a curated record. Lineage: Eukaryota; Viridiplantae; Chlorophyta; Chlorophyceae; Sphaeropleales; Selenastraceae. Gene Ontology annotation, molecular function: protein binding; GTPase activity; GTP binding. Bases 1 to 1236 code for a protein of 411 amino acids. Gene Ontology annotation, cellular component: cytosol; cytoplasm. The transcript is spliced from 10 exons. Gene Ontology annotation, biological process: tRNA methylation; tRNA wobble uridine modification.